CGCGCGCGGUGACGUCGCCCGGCGCGCCAGCCUCCGGCCCCGGGCCGCCCGGGUUAGGGGGAUACGGAAGGAGCGCUGCACCGCGCUGCGGUCGCGGACGCCCGCGCAGUUGCGCGCCGCGGAAGGCAACUGGAGGUGAAGCCGCCUCGGGCUCACAUCCUCCCUGCUCGGCCACUGCGCCGAAGGUUUUGGCUAUCUGAGACUUUUUGAAUAAUCCUCCCAAUCGGCCAGCGGGGAGCCCUCCGGGUUACUGCGUCCAUUGUCAUUCAAAGAGCAGCUACUCAGUCAUUCCAGGCUCGGGCUCCCGACGUCUUCUUGGGCGUUGGUUGUGUGAGCGCCUUAUCAGGAGGUGGAAGAAAUGAGCGGCGGCUUGGCGCCAAGUAAGAGCACAGUUUAUGUAUCCAACUUGCCUUUCUCCCUAACAAACAACGAUUUAUACCGGAUAUUUUCCAAGUAUGGCAAAGUUGUAAAGGUUACCAUAAUGAAAGACAAAGAUACUAGGAAGAGUAAAGGUGUUGCAUUUAUUUUGUUUUUGGAUAAAGACUCUGCCUUAAACUGCACCAGAGCAAUAAAUAAUAAACAGUUAUUUGGUAGAGUGAUAAAGGCAAGCAUCGCCAUUGACAACGGAAGAGCAGCUGAGUUCAUCCGAAGGCGAAACUACUUUGAUAAAUCUAAGUGUUAUGAAUGUGGGGAAAGUGGACACUUAAGUUAUGCCUGUCCUAAAAACAUGCUUGGAGAGCGUGAGCCUCCAAAGAAGAAAGAAAAGAAGAAGAAGAAGAAAGUUCCUGAACCAGAAGAAGAAAUUGAGGACGUAGAAGUGAGUGAAGAGGAAGGGGAGGACCCGGCCCUGGACAGUCUGAGUCAGGCCAUAGCAUUCCAGCAGGCCAAAAUUGAAGAAGAGCAAAACAAAUGGAGACCCAGCCCAGGGUGUCCCUCGACCUCAGAUGAUUCUAGACGACCAAGAAUAAAGAAAAGUACAUACUUCAGUGAUGAAGAAGAACUUAGUGAUUAAAAUAUUUAUUUUGUAAAUAUUAUUCAAAUAAAGUCCUACUGUACCAAAUGCA
Molecule: messenger RNA, 1064 nt
Organism: Mastomys coucha (southern multimammate mouse)
Lineage: Eukaryota; Metazoa; Chordata; Mammalia; Rodentia; Muridae
Gene: Zcrb1
Product: zinc finger CCHC-type and RNA binding motif containing 1
Exons: 10
Coding region: 359-1012 (217 amino acids)
Biological process (GO): mRNA splicing, via spliceosome
Cellular component (GO): U12-type spliceosomal complex
Molecular function (GO): zinc ion binding; RNA binding
Source: RefSeq, a predicted model, not a curated record